This is a messenger RNA of Thyridium curvatum, 2094 nucleotides long. RefSeq lists its product as uncharacterized. NCBI's taxonomy places the organism in Eukaryota, Fungi, Ascomycota, Sordariomycetes, Thyridiales, Thyridiaceae. The record is from RefSeq and is a predicted model, not a curated record. The transcript has 2 exons. Bases 1 to 2094 code for a protein of 697 amino acids. Gene Ontology annotation, molecular function: copper ion binding; oxidoreductase activity.
AUGGCGACCGCAGCACAAGAGCCCGCAGCUGGACGGCAAACCGAGCGGCAGCAAUUGCUGGGUGGCCGUCUGAGCAACGACGAUGCCGGCGACGAGCAGCGGGAAAAGCUCCUCGCUGACGAUGUUGAGCGCGGCAGCAGCGAGGAUGGACAGCGCCGGCCACGAUCAAAGCCAAGUAGGCCCUGGCCGGCAGCCUUCUUCGUCGCGAUCUCUUUUCUGGGCUUGUUCACUCUGUUAGCACUUGUCAAGCUCUCGCUCUUUCAUACACCGAGGACGGCCAAGACGGAGCCUCAAGUCGCAACGACCUUCACGCGGCGGCCGGGCUCCGAAUACGUAUUGACAUCAGACUGGGACUUUAAUGCCGCGCCGACUGUCCGCGAGUACCACUGGGUCGUCAGCGACAUGGAGGGCAAUCCAGAUGGCGUGUUCCGUCCUAUGAUCAUCAUCAACGGCCAGUUUCCAGGAGAGAUGAUCCGGUGCAACCGUGGCGACACCAUCGUAGUCAAUGUCGAGAACCGUGCUGUCAAUGCCACUUCCAUCCACUGGCACGGAAUCUUCCAAAACGGAACAAAUUGGAUGGACGGAACCGUGGGUGUGACCCAGUGUCCCAUCGCCCCUGGUGGUAAAUUCCGGUACGAGUUCAAAGUCGAUGGGCAAGCCGGCACUUACUUCUACCACGGACAUUAUGCUGCUCAGGCCCUCGAUGGUCUGGUCGGGCCAAUUGUCAUUCACUCUCCUGAGGAAAGGCAGAGCCAGCAGAUUCCCUACGUCACGGACCGUGUGGUGAUGUUGCAAGACUGGUACCACGACUUGUCGAGCGGCCUCCUCCUGCAAACACUGUCUCCCGGAAGCGAAAGCUCCCCAGUACCCAACGGCGCGCUGUUGAAUGGCGCAAACGUCCUGGACUGCUCGCUGCAUCCCAAUCGGCGUUGUGACAACUCGACCGCCAGCUUACCGAGCUGGGACCUGUCGCCAAACGCGAAUCACCGGCUGCGCUUGUUGAACGUGGGCGCCUUCGCCUGGUUCGAGGUCACCAUCGACGAGCACCCGACCCUGCCCAUAACCGAGAUCGACGGCGUCGACAUCGAGCCGUCGCCCGAGAAAAGCGUGCUCCUCGGCCCCGGCCAGCGAUAUAGCGUCAUCCUCUCGACGGAAGACACCAAGAGCGACGCCGUCUGGUUCAGAGCCCGCAUGGUGACCCACUGCUUCGCAGAGAACGUGCUGCCGGAGCAGGGCCAACCCGAGGCGAAAGCCACCAUCGUCUAUUCGAGCGGCGCCAUCGACGCCGCCACCGCCACCACCCAGGACCCUAUCGUCCCGACCUCCGAACCCGACCGCAGCGUCUACGCCGUGCAGUGCCGCGACAUGCGCACCCGGAAGUACGACCCCGUGCCCGCCGUGCGCGCCCCCGAGCGCGCGGACCACAGCUGGCGCGUCCGCGUCAACCUCGCCAUCGGCGACUGGCGCCUCGAGCGCGGCUACCUGAACCAGUCGUCCUACCGCGUGGCCGACCCGCGCUCCCCGACGCUGCACCGCCUCGUCGACGGCCUGCGCUCGGGGAACGACUCCUUCCUCGCCGAGGGCUACAACGACCGCGCCUUCGACCCGGAGCGCGAGCUCGUCGUCAGCAGCCGCGGCGCCGCCGAGGUCGUCGACGUCGUGCUGCAGAACAUGGACGAGGGGAACCACCCGUUCCACCUGCACGGCGCGCAGAUGUUCGCCCUCGCGUCGGGCCACGGCUACUUUCCCGGGUACGAGGCGCUCGGCUUCCACGCGCACGGGCGGGGCCUGCUCGACCCGGCCAACGACACCGUCGUCGCGAACCCCGUGCGCCGGGAUGUCGCGACGGUCGAGGGGUUCGGGUGGGCGCUCAUACGCUUCGUGGCCGACAACCCGGGCGUGUGGCUGUUCCACUGCCACAUGACCUGGCACGGCGAGGCCGGCAUGGCGAUGCAGUUUGUCUCUCGCGUGGACGACAUGAAGAGCUGGGAGAUCCCGGAGCAGAACGCCCGAUUGUGUGAGGCGAAGCUCGAGGAGCUGGAGAAAGGAGGCGUGCCGAAAGAUGACAUCUGGAUCGGGUCUUUUGGCACUUGA